Drosophila takahashii is the source of this 2562-nucleotide messenger RNA. RefSeq names its product AMP-activated protein kinase alpha subunit (gene AMPKalpha). Gene Ontology annotation, molecular function: ATP binding; protein serine/threonine kinase activity. NCBI's taxonomy places the organism in Eukaryota, Metazoa, Arthropoda, Insecta, Diptera, Drosophilidae. Gene Ontology annotation, biological process: intracellular signal transduction; protein phosphorylation. The record is from RefSeq and is a predicted model, not a curated record. Gene Ontology annotation, cellular component: cytoplasm.
GACGGGGCGCGAAUCAGCUGCGCCUGGAACGAGUGUUGUUGGAAGAGGCACUGGCACUGGCACUCAUUGUUGUUGGAAGCGCCAGCGCCUUCCAAUGUCAAUUAAAUAAGCAAAAAAAAAAAAAUUAAACGCAACGCGAAGAAAAGCCAAACCGAAAAACGAGACGAAACAAGCUUGAAAACCAGGAAGUCAGCACAUCACACAUAGACUAUCGAACAUCCAACUGGGAAGAGGUGGCAAACGUAACCUGUGGAGCACCCCUAGGAUCUGGCUGAGAUGCCCCAGUUGAGGGCAGCGGCCGCUGAGGCGGUGGCCGCCGGCAGCUCCAACGGCCAGCCGCUGGUGAAGAUUGGCCACUACCUGCUGGGCGCCACCUUGGGCACCGGAACCUUCGGCAAGGUGAAGAUCGGCGAGCACCAGAUCACCCGGGUCAAGGUGGCGGUCAAGAUACUCAACAGGCAGAAGAUCAAGAGCCUGGAUGUCGUGGGAAAGAUUCGUCGGGAGAUCCAGAACCUAAAGCUCUUCCGUCAUCCGCACAUCAUCAAGUUGUACCAGGUCAUUUCCACGCCCUCGGACAUCUUUAUGAUCAUGGAGUACGUGAGCGGUGGCGAGCUAUUCGACUACAUCGUGAAGCACGGCAAGCUGCAGGAGCACCAGGCGCGCCGCUUCUUCCAGCAGAUCAUCUCGGGCGUGGACUACUGCCACCGGCACAUGAUCGUGCAUCGCGAUCUGAAGCCCGAGAACCUGCUGCUCGACCACAAUAUGCACGUAAAGAUCGCCGAUUUCGGACUCUCGAACAUGAUGCUCGAUGGCGAGUUCCUGCGCACCUCGUGCGGCUCCCCCAACUACGCCGCUCCGGAGGUAAUCUCCGGCAAGCUGUACGCCGGUCCCGAGGUGGACAUCUGGUCAUGCGGCGUCAUCCUGUACGCCCUGCUGUGCGGGACGCUGCCCUUCGACGACGAGCAUGUGCCCACGCUGUUCCGCAAAAUCAAAUCGGGCAUCUUUCCCAUACCCGAGUACCUCAACAAGCAGGUGGUCAAUCUGGUCUGCCAGAUGCUGCAGGUCGAUCCGCUCAAGCGGGCGAAUAUCGAGGAGAUCAAGAAGCACGAGUGGUUCCAGAAGGAUCUGCCCGCCUACCUAUUUCCCUCGUCCAUCGAGCAGGACUCCAAUGUGAUCGAUACGUACGCGGUGGCCGAGGUUUGCACAAAGUUUGGGGUGAAGGAAACGGAGGUGCAUAACUCUUUGCUGAGCGGAGAUCCUCAUGAUCAGCUGGCCAUUGCCUAUCAUCUGAUUAUUGAUAAUAAGCGCUUUGCUGAUGAUGCCGCCAAUCAGAUUAAUGAGAUCAAUAACUUCUUUGUGGCUGGCUCGCCACCACCGCCGCCGCCGCCGCUUCCUCAAUCGACGAUGCAGCAGCAGCAGCAGCAGCAGCAGCAGGAUAAUCAUGCCCCCUUGGCCACUGUUACCGUGGGAGGCACUGCAGCCAGCUCGGGAACAUCUACUCCCGUACCGCCUGCUUCUUCUAGCGGCACUCCAAGCAGCACCAUUCGUCCGCAUCCCGAGCGAAUUGCACCGAUGCGCGAGAGGCAGCUGGCCAUGUCGGUGCAGAACUCGGGAGGCGGCGCCUUUCCCGAGAAGACGGCACGUGGCGGAACGCCCAUCAAGCGGGCCAAAUGGCAUCUGGGCAUCCGAUCGCAGAGCAAGCCGAAUGACAUUAUGCUGGAGGUCUACAGGGCCAUGAAGGCCUUGAGCUACGAGUGGAAGAUCAUCAAUCCGUAUCAUGUGCGAGUGCGCAGGCAGAACGUAAAGACGGGCAAGUUCUCCAAGAUGUCGCUGCAGUUGUAUCAGGUGGAUGCCAAGAGCUAUCUGCUGGACUUCAAGUCGCUGACGAACGACGAGGUGGAGCAGGGUGACGACGUGAUCAUGGAGAGCCUCACGCCGCCACCGCUCAGCGUUUCGGGCGUGAUGCCGCUGCAGCCGACGGGCCACCACACCAUGGAGUUCUUCGAGAUGUGCGCCGCCUUGAUCAUCCAGCUGGCGCGAUGAGAAGGGAGGAGAAGGGAUCUUCUCCUGAGGAUUGACCCAUGGAAGCAACACAAAAACACACAGUUCCACAGAGGAAAGCUAUAGAAUGGAGUUUGGGAUGUUUUACUUGACUAGAAUGCUUUUUGAAUGUUGAAAACCUAAAACAGCUUUUAAACUUUAAACGAUAUUAGGAUCCCCGACUUUCGCUUUCCUCUGUGCGGCUGUGUGAUAACUAAAUAAAGUGUUUUUUCGGAAUGUUUGGAACCUAUGUUGCCCGCUUUUCGCUUCCGGUUAGUCUAAGUUUUGUAGGUUUCGUUUCUGUUUCUGUUUCUAUUUCGAUAUCGAUUUCUGUUUACACUAUAUAUAUACAAAUGUUGAGUUAUUAUUUUACCCCGAAUCCCGAAUCGGAAAACCAUAUGUGUACGUCUAACGAUUUGUAAUUGUAAUCGGAGGAAGCAGCGCUUGUCUGGGGCAAGCGGGAGUUUUAUGUAUGCUGUAUAAACCAAAACCACAAUAAAGCGAUCCAUUAAUAUUCUAAAA